Musa acuminata subsp. malaccensis (wild Malaysian banana) is the source of this 1880-nucleotide messenger RNA. Its product is annotated as scarecrow-like protein 32. Gene Ontology annotation, molecular function: sequence-specific DNA binding; DNA-binding transcription factor activity. NCBI's taxonomy places the organism in Eukaryota, Viridiplantae, Streptophyta, Magnoliopsida, Zingiberales, Musaceae. Gene Ontology annotation, biological process: regulation of DNA-templated transcription. Gene Ontology annotation, cellular component: nucleus. The record is from RefSeq and is a predicted model, not a curated record.
AGCAACCUUUCCGGAAUCGAUUACAAUCCAUAUCUCCUUGAGAAUUGCAACACAUAUCAUCUCCUCUGAACCUCCCUCUCAUAAGCCCCUCAAGGAUCCAACCCUACCCUCUAUAAUCGUCACCCACCCUAUUACCAUCUGCCAUGUGGCCUGCUCAUCACCAUAGAAACCACUUCCAUGCACGUUAGUGAAAUGGGGAAACCCUAGCUAGCAUACCCCAGCUUCCAUGUUCUCGCCCUUCUCCACAGAGACAUGAGGGCUGAGCUCAGGGGCAGCACUCCGGGCCAUGUCUCCGUGCCUGAUCCUAACCCCUUUGACACCCCCCAUGGGUCACUCUCCGGCGCUCUCAAGGGGUGCCUCGGAAGCCUGGAUGGUGCAGGCAUCGAGAAGCUCCUCCUCCACUGCGCCACCGCUGUCGAGGCCAACGACGCCACCCUGGUUCAGCAGGUCAUGUGGGUUCUGAACAACAUCGCCUCCUCGCAUGGCGACCCCAACCAGAGGCUCACCUCCUGGUUCCUUAGGGCGCUCGUCACCCGCGCCUCCCAAUUCUGCCCAACCGCCAUCCCUUCCGCCACGACCGGGCUCACCAGGGCCCGGCCGAUGACCGCAACCGAGCUCGUUGGCUACGUUGACCUCACUCCAUGGCACCGCUUCGGAUUCACGGCAGCUAAUGGCGCCAUCCUCAAGAUGGUGCAGGGGAGGCGGAAGGUCCAUGUGCUCGACUUCAGCAUAUACUACUGCAUGCAAUGGCCUACCCUCAUCGACGCGCUUUCUGGAAGGCCCGAAGGGCCACCAUUGCUCCGAAUCACCAUGCCCUCCGCUCGGCCAUCGGUUCCACCUCAUCUGAAUGUUUCCACGGAGGAGAUCGGGCUGAAGUUGGCAAACUUUGCCAAGUCUAGGGAUGUGCCACUCGAGUUCCAUGUCGUCAAGGCCACUUGGAGCUGCUCCAGUGAUGCUCUCAACGGACACUCAAACUUCCUCCAAGAGUUCGCGUCAUGUCUGUUGGAUCCUUCCUCGCUAGGCUUAAGGGAGGGAGAGGCCCUCGUCGUCAACUGCCAGAGCUGGUUACGGUAUCUGCCGGAAGGGUCAGGGAGAGCUACUGACGACCUAUCCUCGAGGGAUGCAUUCAUGGAAUUAAUUCAUAGGCUUAACCCUUGCCUUGUUACUGUGACCGACGAGGACGCAGACUUGGACUCCGCAAGGCUGACCUCCAGGAUCAUGUCAUGCUUCAACUACCUAUGGAUACCAUUUGAUGCGCUGGAGACUUUCUUGCCCAAGGACAGCCCUCAGAGGUUGGCGUACGAGGCGGACAUCGGGCAGAAGAUCGAGAACAUCAUCGGGUUCGAGGGGGAGGAACGGAUGGAGAGGUUGGAAUCGGGUGCCAGGUUUAGUCAACGGAUGACAAGGGCGGGGUUCGAAAGCUUUCCCUUCGACGAGGAGACAGUGAGCGAGGUGAAGCUUCUUGUCGAUGAACAUGCGAGUGCAUGGGGACUGAAGAGGGAGGAGGACACGUUGGUGCUCACAUGGAAGGGCCACAAUUCAGUCUUCACAACAGCUUGGGUCCCAAGCGGAUAUGAUGGAUGAAAUCGCUCGUCUUAUGGUGGGAGCAGCACCAGCUCCUCGGUGGUCCUGAGCAAGAAAGAUGACAACAACAUGUUGCCGACAGAUGCACAGCUUUUCUGAGCCUUCCGCAACUCCAUAUCGGCGUCCAUCCGGGAGCAAACCAUGCAGGGCCGCCAAUGAUGCUGUCUAUCUACCAUGUCAUAUGGCAGGGAGAAUGGUUUAUCUUCCUUACUUGUAUGAGCGUUCCAUUCAUCCUCUGCUUACGAGCCGCCGCAGAUUAAUUCUGGUCUCCCCAUUAAAUUUCUUGGUAUUUUAUU